CUCGAGUGUUGCAGUGCGCAUCCUCAGUACAGUAGCCGGUUAUGGCGGCGGUGUGUGUUUGUCCAUGAGGUGGGGGACGCCUGCUAUUCUUGCAGUCUGUGACAGAGAGAUCCGUGCGAGGCGCUGCCAUGGCUGGAGUGUUUGACAUCGAUCUGGAUCAGCCGGAGGACACUGUCUCCGACGAUGAGAAUGAGGAGGUACUUGAAUGGAUGCUGUUAAACGUCAUUGCAAGAGUUGUCAAAGCAAGAACUGUUCAUGCACAGCAGCAGCCAGCUAGCUAUUAGCCUGCUAGCCUACCAGCAGCCACCACCACCACAGGCCUCUACGGCAGCCGGAGCAUUUAGGCCUUUACAAACUCGGUUAGCUGAGGCUAAUGCUACUUCGCCACCGUGAGACUGACAGCGACCGUGAUAGAACUGUCAUUUGGUCUGUUUUUGUUUUACAAGUAACGAUAGCUGGCGACAUUAUCCAUGCAUUGUUUACACUGUCACUGUUUAAAGAGCAGGCUGUCAUGUUAGUGGUGGUGAGCAAGCACAGCCUUGCUUAACCAGAGCUGCUGCGGGGUAAAUGUAGCUUGGUGUGCAACAGUUUAUUUUGGCAAGUCCAUAUCAGAGUGUGACUGUUCAUGUUGACUCCUACAUGCAGCAGCAUAACAACUAAACAUUACUAUGUCAAUUGAAUACAAAAAAUUACUUAUUUUUUAUGCUUUAUAAACCUAUCAUGCUGUUAGAGGAGCAGUACAGUAGUAGAUGCCAGUAAACUUUAUUUUCUAGACUGGAGUGUUCAGUAAAACAUAUUCACAUAUUGCUUAACAGAUUAAACUACAGAGGACCUAUUGCUUCAUACCUUGUAGAGUGAGCAACUUAGUGAUCAUGCUCUUGUUUUGCAGUUUGAAAUCACAGUAUCUGUACGAACACAAUCAAGCAGAUGUUUUGGCAAAGUUUACUGCAAUAAAAGCGAUAAUAAAUGUUCACCUGCAACUAAUCUACUCUCUCAAGUUCUCUGAAAUCUUACCAGUCUUUGUGUCUUUUAUUUGUAUACAAAUUUUAAGGACACUAAGGUAGUAAAAAACAGAAAAGGAAACAGUGUAAUGUCGCAUUAAUGCUUUGGUUAGAUUCAUUUAUGCUGCGUUUCAUAUCAAAUUUAAUUAACCUAUUGUUUUUUUUUCUUUUCAGGACCAGCUCAAUGAUAUCAUGGACCAGUGCAGUGGGUUUGAGUUGUAAGUAUUUAGUCAAAGCUAAACUGGGAUUGGGUUCAUGCAUUGAUUUGAGUAUCAACCAUAGACUGUAUAUACUAUGGACAACUUGGUUCCGCCUCCUGCUUGUAUACGGAUUUGAAGCCAAAAAGCUCUCUGUAUUUCCGGGAUUUUUCUUCAUUUCCUAGAACCAGCGCUGCGUAGUAGCGUUGUGCGCAUUCGGUGGGAGAGUCGCUGUGAUGACGCUCGGCUCAAACAGCGUAUCCCCCGGGUGAGCUACGCAAUCCCUGAACGCCAAUAGGCUGUAUCAAGUGUCAAUCAAAGUAAACAUGAACCCCUGAAUAACUUUUAAAAACGGAGCUUCACUGAAAAAAAGAGGACUUGAGCAAAAACCAGCCUGACAGUAACUACAUGUCAACAUCACAAGCAGGGGGGAGAAAAAUUUAUGUUUUGUGUAAUAAAUUUCUUAAGUUUGUCUACAGCCCCAUAAGCUUUGCUGGCAGAGGUGGGCUUUAUGACCUAUACUGCAACCCGUCAACAGAGGGUGCUGUUCUCGGAGUGGCUUCACCCAGCAAGGAGGCAGAUGGCGUCCAUUCUAUAUACAGUCUAUGGUAUCAACCUUAGAAAAAAAAACAUAAUGAGUGUGAUGCAACAUAUCUCUGCAGCAACAUGGAUGACUGUGAGAAGAUUGAGAUAUCAGAAGACAACGUCAAUCAGGGAACUGAAAACAUAAGACCAGAGUGCUUUGAGCUGCUGCGGGUACUGGGGAAGGGCGGUUAUGGAAAGGUACCGUUGAGUCCCUCAAAGUAGCACAUCAUGAAAGUACUGUUGCAAUGCACUGAAACUUCUCAUGGAUACUUUUUGGAGUACUUUCCAUGUAUUCUGUACUUUAUUGAAUUGUUUCAUUUGAUCAUUUUUCUUUUAUGCAGGUUUUUCAAGUACGAAAAGUGGUUGGAGCCGCAUCAGGCAAAAUAUUUGCCAUGAAAGUUUUGAAAAAGGUAUUCAACUUUUCCCUCAUUAAUGCACACAAAAAAAUCUUUCUGCUUGAAUCGAAGUGCUGUACAGUCAGUCAGUUUCUCCAGUGAAUAUAAUUGCUUGCCUGGAAUACAAACAAACAUUGCCUGCAAAUAUCUGCUGUCCUUGAAGCCAGCUGUGGGGUAAAGUUUUACCUUGAGUUGGUAGAUUGCCAUUUGUGAUGUGCUGCUGCAGCAUUGGCACUUGAAACGCUCUUCCUCAGCCCAUGAAUUUCAGCUUGAUUUUCACACUGCUAUUUUUGAUAGGCUAAAGUGACCCUAGCACCAAUGGUCUUAAAGGUGAAGCUCCAAACUUGCAACCAUUUAGUCUUUUUGUAAUACAGCUGCGACUGAGACCCACCAUCAAGAGCCCAUAUUUCUGAAGCAUAAGACAAGUAAGAGUAAGACAUGUGUCCUGACUUGCCCAAAAUUGUCAGUGACACGUGCAUUCCUGAAAGCAUUCUCAAAAGAGAAAGUACUUCAUCAGUUUGCCAAACCAGGAUAUUCUUCAAGAAGUAACAAGACUGUCCUGAUCAGUGUCUGUGGAGGUGGGCAAUGAUAAUAUAAAUAUGCAAUAUUAAUUUCUUUUCUAACAAUAAUAAACACUUCAUUAACUUAACACAUACUCACACACAAACAUAUAUAAUUUUACAGCUUUGGAUUUUGUGAUUACUUCUUUAAAUUACAUGUAAUGUUGACAUGAAAAAUGUUUACCUUUUUUUUUAUUUUUGGACCAAGUAUAUUCUCUAAUCUUUCUAUGUGCCUAAUUAUCAUAUUUUAUACAGUAAAUAAUUUGGUUUAUCUUCUUUUAGGGCUGGGCGAUAAAACGAUGACGGAUAUAUAUAAAAAAUUAACUUCCCUCAAUAUUAAUAUAAAACAUGGUCGAUAUGCUUUACUAUAGUCAACAUUCUGCCAUGUUUUGGUAGACUAUACGUAUAGCCAAUUAAAAUGGGAGUUGUACGGGUCCACUUUGAGCUGAACCAAUCAUGUGCCGAAUUAGAACCAAGUAGCAAACAAUCGCGUAGUGGCAGGCUGCAGCUACACGCAACCAUCGCACUUUAACACAUGAAGCUGACAGCACUGUCAGGGAGAAAAAAAGAAAAUAUGUUGAGUACAUGUUCUCGCAAAGUCGGGGAAUCCCUCAGAUCUUUUUCACCACCUACAGCAGUGCCACACAGUAGAGCACACACAAUGCAAAAGGUUACAAACCCGAGUGGAGCAAGGAUCCCAUGGGGCCUGUGCAGCCGAAACAGCCGACCAUUCAGUCCGCUUUCUCUAGCGCAACGCCUUACAACAAAACGUUAGAGAGACACAAAGACCUCACAGAUGCAGUAGCUUAUUGUAUUGCAAAAGACAUGCUGCCAAUAAGCACUGUUACAUUUCAUUUAAGAGUAACAGGGAACAUUUCGAUAUUGACUGAUAUGAAAAAAAUCUAUUGUGAUAAACUUUUUCCCAUUUUGCCUAGCCCUUCUUCACGUUUUUUUUUUUUUUUCUCAAAUUUUCGAAUUGAGUGUGUAAAUACUCCAGUAACUCAUUACAGAAGUUUUCAGACUUCAGAUGUUUGUACAGCAUCCUUUAGAGUCAGGGUUUUUGUGAUGGCCCCAGUCUUCCUGUUGAUGCUCCAUCACAGUUUUUAACAUCCUAAACUAACACAACAUUGUUGUGAACAGGCAGCUCUAUAGCUUUGUGACAAAAGUGCUCAACAAACAUGAACAGACCCUAAAGUGAUUCAGCAGAGAUGCUUUGAACAGUGACAGAGGUGCAUACAUAGAACUUUGGCGUACAGAUGAGAAAUCUACUCUGAUGGAUAUAUUCUAGGGCCCACUGUGCGUUACAAAGCUUUAGUGUGACACUUUUUUCAAGCAAGUAGUAGUAGGGAAAUUUAUGCCACGGCAUUAAUAAGUUAUUAAAUGUUAUUUAUUCAUUAACCAGAUAAGAUAAUUGCUUACAUAACACAGUUCAACCUCUCCCAUGUUGAGGAUGGAAAUACUUCCAACUGUCCUUUUACCGUCUUAUACUCUAGCAUGACAACAAAGAAAGUGGAUUGUAUUGGUGUGAGUAAAAUAUGACUAUUGUUGGUGCUGUGCAACUUUCUGAACUAAUGUGGGUUUUGUCUUUCAAUCGAAACACAAAAGGCUAUGAUUGUACGCAACGCCAAGGACACAGCUCACACCAAGGCAGAGAGGAACAUCCUGGAGGAAGUGAAGCAUCCAUUCAUCGUUGAUCUUAUCUACGCCUUCCAGACUGGAGGGAAGCUGUAUCUCAUUCUUGAGUAUCUGAGCGGUGAGUCUGAAAUGGUACACAAAUACACACUUAGUAUACAGUAUACACUCUUUAGGCAUAGCAUUUAUGGAAAAACACAAAAGCACUCUACUUGUAGCCCACUGUGUGUUUGUGGGCCAGCAGAAUAACUUGUUGAUAACAUAAACAUUUGUUCCCUGCAGGAGGAGAGCUUUUCAUGCAGCUGGAGAGAGAAGGCAUCUUCAUGGAAGACACAGCCUGGUGAGAGAUAUUCAUUGUAGAUAAUAUCACAAUGCAAAAGACUUACUUAUAAAAGAUUUUUAGGUGUUAGUUGAAAUCUAUCUUGUGACUUUUGAUUGAAUGGUUGAAAAUUGACACACUUACAUUGGUUUGAGACUGAUGGCACCUUUUUAGAGGAAUAUUUUGCAUAAAGGGAAACUAAUAAAUGCAAGUUUUUGUGUUUUUGAAUAGUUUCUACUUAGCAGAGAUCUCCAUGGCUUUGGGCCACCUGCACCAGAAAGGCAUCAUCUACAGAGACCUAAAACCUGAAAACAUAAUGCUCAAUAGUCAAGGUGUGUGUUUUAUAUUAACCUGAAAAUUAACUCUGUGUUGCUGAAUUUGUUUAGAAAUUUUCCAACAUUUAAAAAAAAAUUACAUCCAGUGUAAAUCAAUGCAUGUCCCAUUAAUGAAAUCAAAAAUGUAAUCACCUUGUUUGACUUACUGUAGCUGUUUUAUUGAUUUCUGCUACAUGGUGGUAUGGGAAUUGUAAAUGUCACACGGUGUUGCUUUUCUUCCAGGCCAUGUUAAGUUGACAGACUUUGGGCUUUGUAAAGAGUCUAUUCAUGAUGGCACAGUCACCCACACGUUCUGUGGCACCAUUGAGUACAUGUAAGUCCUAAAACUAGUCAAAUCGUAUUGUGAUGUAAACCUCGUCAUCAAGCUACCAUUACAGUUUUCUGCCUGGUUUCUCAACAAAGGCGCCAAGCAGACAUGGAUUCCCUAUGGCAGUGGUUCUCAACUGGUCUCACUCUGGGACCCACAUUUCCCCAUGGUCCCUAAGUCGCGACCCACUUUUAUAGAAUUCAAACCAAGCAAAUUUUUUUUUUUUUUAAUUAAAAAAAACCUUUUUAAGACUCAAAUCUUUAACACAACUUCACCCGUUUUAUUGGGUGAAGUGCAUUUCCGAGCACAUGAACUGACGACGACAACUGCUGAAGUUGCAUAUACAGAAAAUAUCAAAUAAAUAUCAAAUUGCACAAAAUAAGAUAUUUUUCAAAAUAAAAGACAUGUCAAACAUUAGACACGCAUUAAUUAUUUACUUUUGCGACCCAUCCAGAAUGUGUCCGCAACCCACUUUUGAGUCAGGUCCCACCAGUUGAGAACCACUGCUCUAUGGGUUACAAACUUACUUAGGACAAGGACGUCUUAUAACCCCACAUGAAAAACAGUAGUACAUUUUUUGAGUGGAACAAGAACUCUAAUCUGUGCUUAUUUUGAAGAGGUGUCACAGACAUGUCACUUUUUUGACAACAUAACCAGAUGUGCUGUUUUAGCUCUUAUUUUACAUACUGUUGUAUUAUACAGAUGCUUUGUGAACUUGGAGGAUUGAAUUUUAAGUGUUAAGUUAAGAUUGCUUUCAGUGUAAACUACAAAUCACUAUUCUCCAUAACUGCGCUUAGUAAUGUUAGCAGUGGUCUCAGGGCCAUCUCCUGAUAUUGAAUUUCACUUACAUUGAUACCAUGCUUUGGCGUGGUUGAUGUGUGUCCAAAAGUGCUGCUGACUGAUCACAUUUUAGCAGUGACAUGUACAUAGCCUCAUCUGAUUGGUUAAUACUCUAAACCAGUAGUUCUCAAGUCCAGUCUUUGAGGCCCACUGUCCUGCAUGUUUUGGAUGUUUCCCUGCUCCAACACACCUGAUUCAAAUGAUCAGCUCGUUAUUAAGCCAGUACAGAGCUUGAUAACGAGCUGAUCAUUUGAAUCAGGUGUGUUGGAGCAGAGAACCAUCCAAAACAUGCAGGACAGUGGGCCUCGAGGACUGGACUUGAGAACCACUGCUCUAAACAAGGGGUGCAAAUUUUCACUUGGCUUCCUUGGAAAUGUAAUGGAAACUUUCUAAUACACAACCGCAGUUUCACACACAUCUACCACACAUUGUAUAGAAGGAUGUGGUCACUGUCAUCGUUAAAUGAUUAAAGAUGGCACCACAAUAAGAAUGGCGAUGACGGUUCAAGUGACAAGCACAGUCUGGCCUCCCCUGACUACUCAGUGAAAUGCCACUGCUUCUUCACAUUAGUGUAGUUGUAAUAAGUGUGUAUUCUCUGUGAUGCAGGGCCCCAGAAAUCUUGAUGAGAAGUGGACACAACAGAGCCGUGGACUGGUGGAGCCUGGGCGCUUUGAUGUACGACAUGCUCACAGGAGCGGUCAGUUUGAAAUUUCCAAGCUGCCGAAAACAACAUUGAAGACGAUUUGUUUUGAGUUCUUCUGAAAUGUAAAUCUCAGCCGGGAAUGUUUGAAUAACUUCUUCUUGUCUUUGCAUUUGGUAGCCACCAUUUACAGGUGAAAACAGAAAGAAGACUAUCGACAAGAUCCUCAAGUGUAAGCUUAGCCUCCCGCCCUACCUCACGCAAGAAGCAAGGGAUCUCUUGAAACGGGUAUCUUCCUCUUUGUUUAAAAAUGCUGUAUCUUUGUUGAAAUAUAAGCUUUGAGUUUUGACAAAAGACUGAUGGUUGCAGCUGCUGAAGAGGAAUGCCUCAUCACGACUAGGAGCUGGAGUAGGAGAUGCCACAGAGGUUCAGGUGAGUCCAAGAAGAGGCUGGACAAAAGUCAAUGGACCCGGCAUGUGAGGUCUCCGCAGCAUUAUGCUACUCUCACCCAGAAGACGAAAAUAUUGACAAACACUGUAUGAUUACAUAAAAAUCAACUAUAAAGCAACAUUAUCUGGGAGAAAUACAUUCUGAAAUUGUUUGUAGUGAUAGAUGAACACACAGAAUUUAUCUUGUAUCAUAUUCAUGCUAAAAAGCACCCUUUUUAUAUAUUAACACUCCUUUUCUAUUUGGUGUCUCAUAGGCUCAUCCCUUCUUUCGACAAAUAAACUGGGAGGAUCUGUUAGCUCGGAAAGUGGAGCCUCCCUUUAAACCCUUUCUGGUGAGGAUGACAGUUGCAGAUCCAACGAUUGAGUCAGAUAUCUGAUGUAGUUGUAGAUUAGUAAUGAGCUGAGUGUUAGAAUAACAGCUGAAAGUAUAAUUCAGCUUUAGUUGUAAGUCUUCUCUUGUGACAACCUCACCACUUGUGUCACCCUCUUCUUGAUGUUUCCAGCAAUCAGCUGAAGAUGUGAGUCAGUUUGACUCAAAGUUUACUAGUCAGACACCAGUCGACAGCCCUGAUGACUCGACCCUCAGUGAGAGUGCCAACCAAGCCUUCCUGGUAAUCCUUCCUGUUUAUCUUUUACUGUUGUCAUUUUAAAUGAGCAUCUUGAUCAAAAGAGAAAUUCAGCUAAUUUUUAAAUACUUUUAGAAAAAAUUUAAUGGGAACUUGUGCUUGUGUCUCCAAUUGAAUUUGAAGAACAGUUCUAGUGAGAUUUUCCAUCUCAAAGCAGAAAAAAAGGGAUAAAAGCUCCUUUAGGACAAGCCACAAUGAUCAAGUAUUGUGGUACAAUAAGUACACUCACUGGACGCUUUAUUAGUGUCCAUUCCACCACACGCCAAAAGUGUGCUCUGUUGUAUUGAGAUCUGGUAACUGGAGGCCCGUGGAGUACAGUGAACUCAUGAUCAUGUUCGAGAAAUCAAUGAGAUAAUUUGAGCUUUGUGACAUGGUGCAUUAUCCUGCUGGAAGUAGCCAUCAAAAGAAAAGUACACCGUGGUUCUAAAGGGACAUGGUCAGCAGCAAUACCCAGGUAGACUGCAGCAAACGAUGCUCAGUUCAUCAGGCCAGGCUCUGUUGCUUUUCUAUCAUCUUGAACCAGUCUGUCCAUUCUCCUCUGAACUCUAAAACACUGCCGCAAACUGAAUAUUUCCUCCUCUUUGGACCCUUCUCUGUAAACCCUGGAGAUGGCUGUGUGUGAAAUUCCCAGUAGAUCAGCUGUUUCUGAAAUACUCAGACCCGCCCGUCUGGCACCAACAACCAUAUCAUAUUUAAAGUCUCUUAAAUCCCCUUUCUUUCCCACUCUGAUAUUCGGUUUGAACAACUCUAGCAAGUGGCCUUGAUGUCUACAAGCAUUAAGUUGCUCUCCUGUGAUUGGCUAAUGAGUUAUUUGUGUUAUCAAGUGAUUGAAAUGGUGUACCUAAUAAAGUCUGGAAAGUUCAGUCAGUGCACCACUAACUGGAUCUGAAUGGCAUGACUGCUUUUGACCCUUUACUCGUGUUUCCUAUGCUCCCAACCUGCCUCUCUUAAGUGGUCUACCUGUUUCUGGUGUUUUUAUCUUUCUAGGGUUUCACAUAUGUAGCUCCGUCAGUCCUGGAAAACAUUAAAGAAAAGUUCUCUUUUGAGCCAAAAAUCCGCUCACCACGUCGAAUCAUGGGCAGUCCAAGAACACCUCUCAGGUAUGUCUGUGUCUCUGUUAAACUCUGGUUAUUUUAUCAAGUACAGUGUCCUUGUCUGUCUGUGUUGGUUAAUUUGAUCAAUGCCUCUCCUCUUUUCAGCCCUGUGAAGUUCUCAGCUGGGGAAUGCUGGGCCCGGAGCCCCCUCCUCCCUGGAGUUGGACCAAGUGUCCUCCAGUCACCACAAGAUCAGGCCAUGGAGCUGUCCACACCAGAGCAAAUGGAUGUCACAACAAGCUCCGAGGCCUCUGCUCCUUUACCCAUCCGACAGCCUGCUGGGGUCAACUUGGCUCAGAUGAAACAGCAGGCCUAUCCUGUUGUGGCUAAACGGCCCGAGCAUCUACGUAUGAACCUAUGACCCACUGCACCUCUUUAGGAGAGUUUAUUUCUUGACUCUUUUUUUUUCUUUUGUUGAUAUUUUUUAAGAAACCAAGCAAAAAUAUAUGGAUGCUAAAGACAAUUAAAUUUCAAAAUUGCACAUCCACACACUACAUACACUGUCACGGCUGGAGUUUGUACGUGAGUCUGGAACUCCAGCGUGCUUCAGUUUAAGUGCUACUGGCAAUAUCACCAUCUCACCUCUUCUACUUUGACACCUCAGGUCACAUGACCUUUGUCUUCUGACCCCUUCUCUGAAAUGGACUGGUAAGACAGAAAAUCUUGGAGGAUUUAAGACCUUUGUUUAACCGAGGAAUUAAAAGUGGUUAUGUAUCACGCGGUAUGUAAGCAGCUGUAGCUAGAAAUGCAGUCAGUCUCCAGUAGAAGAUGAUUCUUAAGUGCUUUCUGCUAUGUGAUUGCCAGCAAGGACAUCGCUGCCAUUGGGAGAUUCUUACUGGUCUUGUUAGAUGAAAAUGCUCCCUGCUUCUGAACAAAAUAAUGUCAAUCAGGUCUUUUGAGAAAAAAAAAUGAUAAAAAAAAUUCAUUUUGAGCAGUGGAUAAAUUGGUGUUCUGAUAUUGAUGACUAUAGCUUUAUGUCUAACAAUGUUCAAGGAAAUGGAUGCAUUAAUUGUGCUAUUCCCACCUAAAUUAAACAAAAAAGAAAAUGAGGACUAUUUACAUUCUUCUGACAUUGGUGUUGUGGAUGAAAUAUUGGACGUUUAUUUGAUGUGGGAACCAUAUGUCAAUUAUCCACUCUAUAGGCGUACAGUGCUUCGGGGUGUGUCUCUUGAUGCAUCAAAAGACAUACUUUAGCUUGAUCACCAUCAUUACCUAACACAUGAAAGUGGUCUCGCCACUGCUUUGCAAGAUCCCACUCUGACUGUGGGCAAAUCAGCAACAGAUAGUCAGACCCCUGGGAAUGAUGUAACUGAGAGACGGUGACGCCAGUUGAUCUGGACACUGUCUGCAGUUGAGGUUUGAAGCUCCAAAAUGUUGGGGAAGCAUUUAACCUCUCGCAUCAGCAUUCACAUCUAUGGGAGAUCAAUUUUAGAGUUCCUGGAAAGCAAGGAAAUUAUAAUAAAAUGUUUGAAAAAAAAAUACAGAG
Messenger RNA from Xyrichtys novacula (pearly razorfish), 10466 nucleotides. Lineage: Eukaryota; Metazoa; Chordata; Actinopteri; Labriformes; Labridae. The record is from the annotation of a GenBank genome assembly.